AGCAACUGGUCAUGGUGGAACUGUCAGGAAUUAUUGAUUCGGACUUCUUAGAAAAAUGUGAAAACAAAUGCAAGAUUUUGGGAAUAGAGACAGAGAGGCCCAUUUUACAAGUGGACAGAUACGUAUUUGCAGGAGAAUAUGAAGAUACAUUGGGAACCUGUGUGGUUUUUGAAGAAAAUACAGAGCAUGAUGCAGAAGGCAACGAAAAAGUACAGCUGAAAUACAAGUGCCACACAAUGAAGAAGUUGAACAUGACACGGACACUCUUGACAGAAAAGAAGGAAGGAGAAGAGAACGUUGGGGGAGUGGAGUGGUUACAAAUCAAGGACAGAGACUUCUCCUACAGCAGGCCUAAUACUAUUUGCAGCUUUCUGCGUGAAAAGGAAGAUUCUGAAGAGUCAGCUCAGGCCCAAGACAAAUUGACUGAAGAGUUAGAGGGAGAGGUGAGUGGUGGAGGAAAUUCUGACAUGAAUUGUGAUCUAGAGAAGCAGCAUAGCUUGGAAAUAGAUGUGUCUAUUCCUCUGCCUGACAGCCCUGCUUCUGGGGCAGAGGAUUCUCCUUCUGGAAGUGUUGCCUUAGAUGAUGCCCUUCCAUGAUAUCAGCUCUAAUCUUUUCAGGAUUUCUUCAUGGAGUUAAUGGGCCAGCUUUUAAAUGCCAACUUUUAUAGGCAGUGACAUGAUUUCCAAAUUAUCUGAGCAAUUAAUAGUGGAAAAAUGGACAUUGUGUUCUUGUGCAUUGUUUUUAUGUUUGGACUAUAGUGGGGAGGGCUUAAGUGUUUUUUGAAAAUGCUUAUCGGAAAGUGUGUCUCUUUACC
Phaethon lepturus (White-tailed tropicbird) is the source of this 814-nucleotide messenger RNA. RefSeq names its product general transcription factor IIIC, polypeptide 6, alpha 35kDa (gene GTF3C6). Gene Ontology annotation, cellular component: transcription factor TFIIIC complex. The record is from RefSeq and is a predicted model, not a curated record. Lineage: Eukaryota; Metazoa; Chordata; Aves; Phaethontiformes; Phaethontidae. Gene Ontology annotation, biological process: transcription by RNA polymerase III. The coding region runs from base 12 to 596 and encodes 194 amino acids. The transcript is spliced from 5 exons.